CGGUCAGUGCUGGAACUUGACAAGUCACAAAGCUGCUGAUUAGUUUCAGACUAAACUUGACGUCAAGGUUGGGUUGGUCGCUUUAUUUCUCAUCGUAAGAAACUGUUAACACUUUAAUAAUGGGGAAAAAAGGCAAAAAAGGUGGAGGAGGAGGAAAUAAAGAUAAACCACCUCCAGAUACACCACAACAGCAGGGCCAGCCACAGCCUCAACAACAAGGGCAGCCGCGGCCACAACAGCAGGGGCAGCCGCAACCACAACAGCAGGAGCAGCCACGGCCACAACAGCAGUGGCAGCCACGGCCUCAACAACAGGGGCAGCCGUGGCCACAACAGCAGGGGCAGCCGCAACCACAACAGCAGUGGCAGCCACGGCCUCAACAACAGGGGCAGCCACAGACCAAAGAACAUUCAGUGGGCCCUGGAGGGGAUUUUUCUGGUCCAGGAGGGUCUAGUAGAAGCAAUCAGGACCAAGGCAGGCAAUGGGGCCCUCAAGGUGGUCAAGGAUACCAGGGCCACACAGGAGCAAUGGGUCCAAGCCCUCCAGGAUCAAUAUACUCUGAUGAUGGGCAAAGUGGUGGUUGGAGAGGAAGAGGACGUGGUGAUAGAGGCGGUAGGGGAAGAGGAGGAGGCCCAAGAGGGCCUGAUAGACAACAACCAAGUCAAUAUACACAACCACCACCGCAAGGAGCAAUGGGUCCAAGCCCUCCAGGAUCAAUAUACUCUGAUGAUGGGCAAAGUGGUGGUUGGAGAGGAAGAGGACGUGGUGAUAGAGGCGGUAGGGGAAGAGGAGGAGGCCCAAGAGGGCCUGAUAGACAACAACCAAGUCAAUAUACACAACCACCACCGCAAGGAGCAAUGGGUCCAAGCCCUCCAGGAUCAAUAUACUCUGAUGAUGGGCAAAGUGGUGGUUGGAGAGGAAGAGGACGUGGUGAUAGAGGCGGUAGGGGAAGAGGAGGAGGCCCAAGAGGGCCUGAUAGACAACAACCAAGUCAAUAUACACAACCACCACCGCAAGGAGGCCCCGGUCUACUCAGUCAACCUCCACAACAACAAUUUUCCGGACCUCCUCCGUCAGUCCAGCAACAAUUUUCCGGACCUCCUCCAUCAGUCCAGCAACAACCUGCCAGACCUCCUCCAUCAGAAGAACAACAACCUGCCAGACCUCCUGUUCAGGAAUUGGAUGGGUCUGAUGUUUCUUCAGAUUCGUCGUCUAUUGGUCAGGUCACUAGUGGUGUGGCUGCAUUGAAGGUGUCCUCAUCAGGAAAUGGGUCAAAAGGACUCUGGCCUAUACCUGAAAGAACAAAGUUGGCGGACAAAAAUAACAUGGUUGGAACACGAGGGAGAGUUAUAGAAAUUGAAGUUAAUCAUCUAUUACUUACCCUAAAGAAGACGACCCAGGCUUGUCAUUAUGAUUGUGAUUUCAAGCCUGAUGCCCCCAAGAAACUAUUUAGACCAGCAAUUAGGGAGAUGCAGAGAAAACACUUCCCAAAUCGAUAUCCAGCAUUUGAUGGAAGAAAAAACUUGUACUCUUCUGGUGAACUACCUUUUGGUAAAGUAAUCCGAGACACAGUCUCAGUAAGUGAUCCUGAAAGAAAAGAACCAAAGGAAUUCGAUGUAACAAUAAAAUUUACAAACUAUGUUGACAUGUCACAGAUUUCAAAAUAUUUCAGUCAGAGAAUGGAUUUUCCCCAAGAAGCAGCUCAAGUAUUGGAUAUUGUUUUGCGAAGUCCUGCAGCAAUGAAUUUCACACCAGUAGGGAGAUCUUUCUUCACACCUCCCAAAAAUCAGAUAAUUAGUCUAGGAAAUGGACUAGAAUUGUGGUAUGGAUUCUACCAAAGUUCUGCUUUGGGGUGGAGGCCAUUUCUUAAUGUAGAUGGUAUGUAUUGCGGCGUGCAUCCAGUGACCAUGCGUACACUGUCAUCACCGCUGCAGCAGCCUGCGACUGCUGUGUCACUCGCACCCCCCACACCACCACCCGACUCUGCUGUACCGCCCGCGUCCCGCGCUCCUGCCUUCUCCACGCCUGGCCCCGACAUCAUGCCGCCAGGUAGUGAAAAUGAGUUCACCAGAGUGGAAAAAAAAGAAGAAAAGCCUGGAACCGGACUGUUGGGUGGGGUUGAGGGGAGUCAACCUCCUCCCCCGGGAAGCUGUAGCGUUUUGAUUGCCGGAGCGAAUGACAUCGGAGCCAGUCGGUGUAAGGGGUCUGUGCUGCUGGACUUCAACACCAUCGGGAGGCGACACUUCACUCGCCAUGGCCAGCACCUGACUAUGAGGGGAAAGUGGCUUCUUGCCGAACUGGUGGUGGUCGGCCUGAAGAAGGCUAGCUUAGUCACUGCUGGCCGGUCACCAUCACCACCUCCGCCAUCACUACAAAAAUCUUCAUUGCCACCCCCACCGCCUCCAUCACCUCCUCUUUUUGUAAUAACGGAAAACGGUUUCAACAAGGACAACGUUUGCAAAACACCAGUAGCUAUUGCUGCGGUGGCUCUGUCCGACACCCCGAACCUGUCACUCAUCAAGGAUGUUGUUGUCAACGUUGAACGCAUUUGUGUAGACGAAGAAGGCAACAAAACCCCUACAUCACACUCAACAUCUGGCGACGCAGACGGCGGCAUGAUGUCGGGGCCAGGCGUGGAGAAGGCAGGAGCGCGGGACGCGGGCGGUACAGCAGAGUCGGGUGGUGGUGUGGGGGGUGCGAGUGACACAGCAGUCGCAGGCUGCUGCAGCGGUGAUGACAGUGUACGCAUGGUCACUGGAUGCACGCCGCUACAUGUUUUUAUUACUUUCAGCCCCCAUCUAAUGGAUUCACCCACCAUGCUGGUAGGAGCUGAUGUGACGCAUCCAUCCCCUGACCAGACUACAAUUCCAUCAGUGGCAGCUGUGGCUGCUAGUCACGACCGUAGAGCAUUCCAGUAUAAUAUGAUCUGGAAACUGCAGGAACCAAAGUUGGAGAUCAUUGAAAAAAUGCAGGAAAUAAUGGUUGAACAAUUAAAAUUCUUCUAUAGAUCUACCAAGCAGAAACCACAGAAGAUAAUAUUCUACAGAGAUGGUGUCAGCGAUGGCCAUUUUAGUGAGGUGUUGAACUCAGAAUUAUCAGCCAUCCGUGCUGCUUGCAGAUCUCUUCAAUCAGAUGGUAGUUAUAAACCAUCUGUGACAUUCUUGGUCGUUCAAAAACGCCAUCACACCCGAUUUUUCCCCACUAGGAGAGAGGAUGAGGACGGCAAGAACAAGAAUGUUCCUCCAGGAACCAUAGUUGAUACCAUGAUUACUCAUCCUAGGGAAAUGGACUUUUAUCUUGUUAGUCAUGCCAGCCUACAGGGUACAAGCCGCCCUACAAAAUACCACAAGCUAUGGGACGACAGUAAUAUAAGCGAGGAUGACCUGGAAGAAUUGACAUACUACUUAUGUCACUUGUUCACUCGCUGCACUCGCUCAGUCAGUUACCCUGCUCCCACCUACUAUGCCCACUUGGCAGCUGCUAGGGGCAGAGUCUAUCUUGAAGGGCAACAAGUGAACUUGUCAAGUCUGGAACAGGAGAUGAGAAUCAGAACUAUUAAAGACUCAAUCGUGAGGGAAUCACCCAUGUUCUUCGUAUGAGAUGCUUCUAUCUUGUUGGCUAUACAGAGAACUUAAAACAUUUUUGUUUAUUAUAAUCUAGGUGUUUGAUUUUUCAAAGAUAUAACAUGCAAUUGUUUAGCUUGUUUUGCUUUUUUACUUAUGUUUACCUUUAGCUUUUUUUCCAUCUCCCUAUUUUUAUAUAAUAUUCUUUCAGGUUGGUUUAACUUGUUCUUCAUAUUUUCUAAUUAUGGUUGUAUUUAUAGUUUAAUAACAGUCAAACUACUACAAUUAAUGAUGAAAUGUAACAUUUCAAAGGUAAGAAGUUGAUGACUGAAAUUAUUUUUUGUUUACCAUAGUAAAUUAUUAUUAAGAUCUUUGGAUUUGAAUAAAUUUAUGAAUUAAUAUUCA
Messenger RNA from Homalodisca vitripennis (glassy-winged sharpshooter), 3968 nucleotides. RefSeq names its product protein argonaute-2-like. The record is from RefSeq and is a predicted model, not a curated record. Gene Ontology annotation, molecular function: nucleic acid binding; protein binding. Bases 120 to 3599 code for a protein of 1159 amino acids. The transcript has 23 exons. NCBI's taxonomy places the organism in Eukaryota, Metazoa, Arthropoda, Insecta, Hemiptera, Cicadellidae.